AUGCGUUUUCUGGCGGUGGUUUUCACCUGCCUCUGGGCAGCUUGGUCGGUGGCGGCUGCAAAUUCCUCCGAGGUUGAGGCUCCGACCUGUGGUUUGCUAUGCAUUGCUACAACGACAGCACACUCGGGAUUGUGUAGUAUCACGGACGCCAACUGCAUCUGCACCAACGCCGAACUAAACGCCCAGAUCGAGGCCUGUGUAACGGCAAAUUGCACAAUCAAAGAAGCACUGCAAACUCAAAAGUACAGUUAUGUGACAUGUGGGAAGGAGGGAGAAGACCGAAGAGCCGAAGUUUGGAUCAUUGGCGUAACGUUUGGUGCGAUUGGGCUGUUCGCCUUUGGACUACGAUGCCUCGCCAGACUAUAUGUUGGUGCUCAGUCUUGGGGGAUGGAUGACUGGGUCAUGUGCGGCAACAUGCUUUUCAUGAUACCACUCUGCGUGCUAUCUCAUGGCUUGGGCCUUGAUAUGUGGUUUGUCGACUUUGAUGACAUCACAUCCAUUCUUUACUAUUACUUUUGGGACGAAAUGCUAUAUAUCACCGCACUCGCUCUGACUAAAGUCUCCAUCUUGUUCUUCUACCUCAAGGUCUUCCCAAAAAGAUCGUUUCGAAUCUGCGUCUAUAUCUUGAUCAGCCUCAACAUUUGCUACGCCCUCGGAUACGUCCUCGUCCUCAUAUUUCAAUGUUCGCCGAUCAACGGAGCCUGGCUGAGUUGGGACGGAGAAUACGAUGCCAAAUGUGUCAGCAUCAACAUUCUCGGCUGGUCGGCUGCCGCUAUCAAUAUUGCCUUGGAUCUGGCGACCAUUCUUUUGCCGCUCCCUGAACUUUUUCAGUUGUCCAUGUCGUGGAAGAAAAAGGUUCAGAUUCUGCUCAUGUUUAUGGUCGGCUUCUUUGUUACCAUUGUCAGCGCGAUACGAUUGCGGUCUUUGAUUGAGUUUGGUACAACGCAGAAUGUCACUCAGGACUACGUCGAGGUUGGAUACUGGUCAACAAUCGAAGUUCCUGUCGGCAUCAUCUGCGCCUGCAUGCCCGCAGUCCGCUCACUCUUCAGCAAGGUUCUCCCAAGUCUAUUCGGAACCACUCGAGGUGGCAAGUCCGAGUACUACGGAUACAGUCACGGACAAAGCCACAACCGCGGAUUCUCGUCCAAGAUGUCUUCAUCGGGAAUGGGGGGCUUGAAUAGCACAUCGGAAAACACCCAAAUCAGGAUCAAGCAGGAGUGGACGGUCAUGAGCAAUCCAGCUGAGAACCGGAGCGACGUCGAGCUGAGGUCUUUCGAGCAGCAGAUUGCGGGUGUCGAAAAACCAAAGAAGCUGAGACUUACCAAGCAAAGCAAUGACGAGUGGAGCAGUGCGGAAGAGUAUCCGGGGGAACAAAGAGGCCAUGAUCGCGGCCGGGGCUCGGCAAGCACUCACGGAUCAAACAUGAUCUAA
Molecule: messenger RNA, 1431 nt
Organism: Pestalotiopsis fici W106-1
Lineage: Eukaryota; Fungi; Ascomycota; Sordariomycetes; Amphisphaeriales; Sporocadaceae
Exons: 7
Coding region: 1-1431 (476 amino acids)
Source: RefSeq, a predicted model, not a curated record